AAUCGCGACAAAAGGAAUCUGUAUUUAGCCAAAGAAGGGCUUAUAUAUCCCGAAUCACCCGCCGCUGAAGGAGUCUCUCAAACCGAUCUUAAAAAGAGAUUAGCAGCGAGAGUUAUGUGCGAUCGACAUAAGAAUGAUCAGAAAUUUGGGAAAUCUAAAGGAUUCGGUUUCAUUGCUUUCACUGAACACAUCCACGCAUUGAAAGCGUUGAGACAAUUGAAUAACAAUCCAAAUAUCUUUACGUCCGAUAAGCGACCAAUCGUUGAGUUUUCCAUUGAAAACAAAGUGGCUUUGAAUAAGAAGAAGCAUAGAAUGAACCGAAACGCCGACAAUCAGAAGAAUGGUCGACAGAGUGACCAAACAGAACACGAAUCGACCGAACAAUCGGUCGAAUACAGCGGUGUUAUGUCUAAACCAAAUAAACUGAAUGAGAAAAUUAAAGCCCCAAAAGUGAACCGAAAGUUAGGAGUUAUGCAAAAACAACUGAAGACUCGGAAAAAGGGGUUAAAGAAAAAUAAAACCAAAGAGUUUAAUGAGAAGAGACAUCAAGAAAAGGUUGAAAAACGAAACGCCAGAAAAAAAGAGACGAUUGAAAUACAAGACACACACGACAGGCAUUAUAUGAAAAGGAAAAACAUUUUCAAAGAUGAUAACAACCAGAAGAAUGACUCGAAACCACGG
Messenger RNA from Medioppia subpectinata, 681 nucleotides. NCBI's taxonomy places the organism in Eukaryota, Metazoa, Arthropoda, Arachnida, Sarcoptiformes, Oppiidae. The record is from the annotation of a GenBank genome assembly.